Molecule: messenger RNA, 2340 nt
Organism: Phaeodactylum tricornutum CCAP 1055/1
Lineage: Eukaryota; Bacillariophyta; Bacillariophyceae; Surirellales; Neidiaceae
Exons: 4
Coding region: 144-2045 (633 amino acids)
Source: RefSeq, a predicted model, not a curated record
CUGCUUCAACCACACGUUGAAGCUACCGAAGGUGUCUCAACUUGAAACGUUGGUAGCCGUUGGCUAUCGUUCAAGGGCAAUUUGUCCUCUCGCAAGACUAACAGAACGACAAGCGAAAACAGUUCGACAUCACGGAUUCACAUAUGUCAAGUCUAUUGAUACAUGCCGCCCAAAGCGCGGCGCAGGCCGACGGUCUCUCUGUGCCUGGGCAUCGCUUGGAGGCGGCGCACUCCAUGGCGGCGCCACCGCAGCAGCCUCACCCUGCUCUGGAUGUAAUUCCCAACAAUAAGAAAAAAGGCCCGCCCCUUCGUCGAGGGAAAUGGACUCCAGAGGAGGAAGCGUACGCGAAUCGCUUGAUUCUAGAAUUCAAAUCUGGCCUUUUGCCCCUGACGGAUGGGACUACAUUGCGUACCUUCUUGUCCAAAUUGCUCAACUGCGAUCCCAUGCGUAUUUCCAAAAAGUUCGUGGGAAGCAACUGCAUCGGCAAGCAAGUCUUCCGAAGACGCACGGCAGAUCUCAACAGGCUAACACCGGAGCAGAUUCAGCAAAGUCGCGCCGAACUGAGCGAACUCGAACGCCGAUUUUUGGAGCGUGUUGCGCAAACCAAUCGGGUCAAGUCGUCCGGUGUUGGCGGGGCGGCUUCCGCGGCUCCCGAAGCUAUCAUCAUGGGGAGACCCAAAAUAGAACACGAGACAAUGGAGCCUCCCAGUCCUCCGUGGUUGCAGCCUCCGUUUGGGUACAAACAAGGCGCGGGAGCGGCAUUCGCGGCUGCUAAUCUCUCCGGAUCCAACAGUCGCGCCGCCGCCGCUGGACGCGCCAUGCUCGCUGGUACAAGUGGUCUCAACGGAGAUCGCCGGGCGAGUGGGAUGAGUUCACAGGAACUUUUGGCCAUGGCCGAAUUUCAACGUCAAGCAUCCCAAUCGACCAUGAUGCAGAAUCCCUUUCAUCAAGGGUCGGCAACCAACUUGCUCGCUGCUACGCGGUCGGGCAGUAGCAACGGCCUUUCUAGCGCAGCGUUCUCGCAAUUAGCGCAAAGCGUGUCGGCUGCCCGACUUUCUGGACUGCAAAGCAACAAUGCAUCCAUGAACAAUUUAAUGCUAAAGACGGGACUCUCUCGAGAACAGUUGACUCAACUAGCAAGAGACCGUGGUCUCUCGUCAGAUUCCCUCUCGAACAUGAUCCAGCGACAGAACUCGUUCGAUGCUCUUAUGUCGUUGGAUUUUCAAAGUCUUCAAUCCAUCGAUAAUCUUGCCAACUUAAUUCAAACAGGGACCGCAGGAAGUCAUUCCAAUAUACCGGAAUCGGGUAUGAAGAACGCGGACUUUGGCUAUUCUUCACGACAGAACAUAACGGGAGCUUCUUCUGGAGACUUAUCGAACGCCGCUCGUCGCUUAGCGAGCGCGGGACGAAUGGAAAGUCUUCUGCAAUCAAUGUCCAACAAUAAUUUUCACAACAAUGGGAUCGGUGGAAACAAUGAUACGCCCGAUUCUAACGUGAAUCUUAACAACUUGCUUCAAUCUAUGCAUGGUGGUAGCAUGCUCGGUAUGGGCGACCGCAGCAGCGCAGCAUCUCUCCUUGGUUCCGGGAACGGACCCAGUGCGGUGAGUCUAGCAAAUUUGCUCCGCCAAGAUUCUUCCACUGGUUUGACGGCUUUGCGUAUGCAGGACGGUUUAAAUCAACGCAAUUCGAGCGUUGAUGACUUUUUGAGCUUGGUUGCGGCCGGAGAUAUCCCGCACCAAGAUCCAUCAUUGCUGAAUGUUCCAUUGAUGCAUCAGCAAGGGCCGCCAGGAUCAAGCGAAGCUGCUGCCAAGUUAAUGGCCCAGCAGCAAAUGCUACAAGCUUCGGGGAAUUCUGCACUGGCGAAUGCGCUGGCAUCUCGUUCUUUUGGUAAUUUGCAAAACUCCCAUCAUAGCGGAGGCAUGCAUUCGACAACGAGCGCGGCUGCUUUGGCGAUGGCUCAAGCACGUGCGGCUGCGAAUGGAUCGAAGCGAAAUCUUGACUAUCUUAGUGGGGGUUACAUCGGUCAAGGUGACUCCAAGCGGUAAACGCGUCUAAUGAGAACUGGGUGGGAGCUAGAGAACUAUUUGUUGAAAAGGAUAUUAUAAUUGUAACGGUAUUGUAUCGCGAUUUACUAGUGCAACUGACUGUGAAUUUACCCAUCUUUCAACGACCGCCCCACGUAUGUUGUGUAACUCAAAAAAGGCAUCCUCACCAUGCUCUCAAAGCCAACAUCAUCGACCGGAAAUGCGUUCGCCUCACGAGUUUUCCUACGGCUAGAUACCUGGGCAUGAUGAUCGCUGUUGUAGUCUUUUAUCAAACCCAAUUCUUGAUAUGCAUCCC